CCAAUGAGCUUCACACAAGAGGUUUUGGAAAAGAGGCAUUCAGCUGACACCAAUCAGCACUCAAGCGAAAUAGAAGUCACUAGCUCUGAGAUACAAUCUUCAGGAGGCAGAAAGUCAAGGAAAGCAAAAACAACUGCUGAAUUUAAAAUAAUGGGCAGCAAGGCUAUGAAAACAGAUGGAAAGACGGGAAGAUGGUCAGCCGAAGAGCAUAUAAGGUUCCUCCAAGGACUUAUAAAGCAUGGGAAAAACUGGAAGCUUGUACAGAGGCAUGUGAACAUGACUUUCCAGCCUACUAAUAGUAGUGAGAAAGGUUUACAAAGGUCUGGGCCCCAGAUCAGAAGUCAUGCUCAAAAAUUUUUCAAAAGGAUCCUUCCUAAUUGCUUGAUUGGAGAGACUUCCAUCCAGUGUCUCAUUAGGAACAAUUUUUCAAUAGAUCUGAUCGUUUCAGGAAUUGAGGAUACUCAAGAAAAGGAAGAUCUCAAAGAGAAAUUGGAAGAAAAACUUCAAGAUUUCCCUAAGUGAGACUGAGAUAAUUUUGCACCAAAGAAGGUAAAAACUCAGGGAGUCAUAAAAAGCGAGAACUCAGAUUCAAAAUCAUUUAAAAUAAAAUGUUCUGUAGAAUCGGAAAGUAUAGAUCAACCUAAUGACGUAAUUGAUACCAACUCAAAUGACCAAGGGUUUACGUAUUUCCCAUCAGCAUACAAGAUGGCUACUGUGGAGAAGAGCACACCUCCGACUCAGUGCAACCAAGAUUCCUUUAAAUUUAAAAGAUCUCUUGACUCAUCUAAAAAGUAUAGUACUUCUACUUGAGUCCAGCUUUCCUCAGAAGAUCCAGUGAGAAGCUCUAUAAAAAGAAAACAUUCAGAAAUGGUCAGUCUUGAGAAGCUGGAGAGAGUAGAUGUUUCUGCUUUCCAUAUGCCCACUCCUCUCAGUCAGGAAAAUGCAUCAGGCAAUGACAAGAUGAACAAAAGAGAGGAGAAGCUUCAUAGGAGACAAAGAACUAUGACAGAAACAGUCCAAGAUUUUCAGGGAAGAGUAGGAUUUUGCCCAACAAAGAAAUCUGAGCAAACUCUUUCUUGUAUUGAGAUCCUUAGGAACGAUAAUAUCCCUAAACCACAAAUCAGCAGCGUAUUGUCAAUGCACAAAUUUAGUAUUGACGAGACCGGCUCUGUUAUAUCAGCAAGUGGUAAGAGAGCAAGAGUAAAGUUAUUGAAAGGAAAUAAAGAUUUGAACUCUAACAGCCAUGGACUCAACAGACUCAGACUCCAGACAUUUUAAUUUAGUCUGAAAGAAUUCUCUAUAACUGGGACAGCUCCUCAGAGAUUUUCCCAAAGGAUCUUGCCUGUUGUAAGAGUGUAAUAUUUUAUCAUAAUCUUAUAUCUCACUCGUUAU
Molecule: messenger RNA, 1392 nt
Organism: Moneuplotes crassus
Lineage: Eukaryota; Ciliophora; Spirotrichea; Euplotida; Euplotidae
Source: the annotation of a GenBank genome assembly